Choloepus didactylus (southern two-toed sloth) is the source of this 5611-nucleotide messenger RNA. RefSeq names its product rabenosyn, RAB effector (gene RBSN). The record is from RefSeq and is a predicted model, not a curated record. The coding region runs from base 723 to 2810 and encodes 695 amino acids. The transcript has 11 exons. Lineage: Eukaryota; Metazoa; Chordata; Mammalia; Pilosa; Megalonychidae. Gene Ontology annotation, molecular function: metal ion binding.
GAGAAUCUUACUUAUCCCAUUCUGUCAACUGGGGCUUUAACUCAUGGGAUGGUUUUCAUCAACGUCCAUCUUUGCCACCAGAAUAUGAUAAUAAUAAUUGAUAGUCAUAGUAGCAAACAUAUAUCUAGUGCUUACCACGUGCCAGGCAUUGUUCAAAGCUCUUCCCAUGUGUCAACUUCAUUUAAAUCUCACAGUAGUUCUAUGAUUAUGGCCCCCAUUUUACUGGUGAGGAUAUCAGGCACAGAGAGUUAAGGUAAUUGCCUAAAGUCACACAGUGAAGCAGAAUCUAGCUUUGAACUUAGGUUCAAAUCACACCAUGUUCUGCUGUCUCUUGCUAGAUUCUUUGAAUUAUUUAACCAUCAGGCUAGAGGGUUUUAGAGUGGAAUUCCUUUCCUUUGCUAUUUAAGUGGAGGCAAUUUAUGCACCCAUUUACCUGUUGUAGAUUCAAGCCUUCCUGACAUCCUUCUUUCCCCAAUUAGACCUUGCUCUCUGCAGUCCAGGAAAAGGAAAGUAAAACUUGAAAAGCAAAGAAAAAACUAAAGCAUGGCUUUUGAGCUUCCUAGGGUUCAGGUCCUGGAGAGUUGAAGAAAGAAUUUUUCCAAGGUCUUGUCCAGAAGGCUAAGAAAGCAAAAAACAGGUUGUUGAAAAGAGAAGGAGAUGACAGAGGAGAAUCAGGGACCCAAGGAUACGAGUCUUUCAGCUAUGGAGGGGUUGAUCCUUACAUGUGGGAACCCCAGGAGCUUGGUGCUGUGAGAAGUCAUCUUUCCAACUUCAAAAAACAUCGAGCUGCUAGAAUUGACCACUAUGUUGUUGAAGUCAAUAAAUUAAUAAUCAGGUUAGAAAAGCUCACUGCAUUUGACAGAACGAAUACUGAGUCGGCCAAGAUUCGAGCGAUAGAAAAGUCUGUGGUGCCUUGGGUCAACGACCAGGACGUCCCUUUCUGUCCAGACUGUGGGAGUAAGUUCAGCAUCCGGAACCGUCGCCACCACUGUCGCCUCUGUGGUUCCAUUAUGUGCAAGAAGUGUAUGGAGCUCAUCAGUCUGCCCCUGGCAAACAAGCUCACCAGUGCCAGCAAGGAUGCCCUGAGCACCCAUACCAGCCCCAGCCAGUCCCCCAACAGCGUCCAGGGCUCCCGCCGGGGCAGCAUCAGCAGCAUGAGCAGUGUGAGCUCAGUCCUGGACGAGAAGGAUGACGACCGGAUCCGCUGCUGUACACACUGUAAGGACACCCUGCUCAAGAGAGAGCAGCAGAUCGACGAGAAAGAGCAUACCCCUGACAUCGUGAAGCUCUAUGAGAAAUUACAACGCUGCAUGGAGAAAGUUGACCAGAAAGCUCCUGAAUACAUCAGGAUGGCAUCAUCAUUGAAUGCUGGGGAGACGACCUACAAUCUGGAACAUGCAAAUGACCUUCGAGUGGAAGUGCAGAAAAUGUAUGAGCUCAUAGAUGCUCUAAGUAAGAAGAUCUUAACCUUAGGCUUGAACCAGGAGCCUCCACCACAUCCAAACACUUUGCGGCUGCAGAGGAUGAUCAGAUACUCGGCUACACUUUUUGUACAGGAAAAGUUGCUUGGUUUGAUGUCACUGCCAACCAAAGAACAAUUUGAGGAACUGAAAAAGAAAAGGAAAGAGGAAAUGGAGAGGAAGAGGAUCAUGGAGAGACAAGCUACUCUGGCAUCCCAUCGAAGGCUCGAGGAAAGGCAGAGUGACGUUUUGUCUCACACGGCCAAUGGGGAGGUGGCGUCUCUUCGCAGGGGCCCUGCCUCCGUGAGAAAGGCUGAGGGCUGGCUCCCGCAGUCAGGAGGGCAGGGACAGAGCGAGGACUCAGACCCUCUCCUCCAACAGAUCCACAAUAUCACAUCCUUUAUCAGGCAGGCCAAGGCCGCAGGCAGGACAGAUGAAGUCCGCACACUGCAGGAGAACCUGCGGCAGUUGCAGGACGAGUAUGACCAGCAGCAGACAGAGAAGGCCAUCGAGCUGUCCCGGAGGCAGGCUGAGGAGGAGGACCUGCAGCGGGAACAGCUGCAGAUGCUUUGCGAGCGGGAGUGGGAACGAGAGAAGGAGCAGCUCCAGGCAGCCUCCCUGCACACGCGGGCUCGGUCCCUGGACUUUGGAGAAAUUAGGCCUUUUCAGCUGGAACCUGGCAGGGAGCCUCGCACCCACCUUGCUUAUGCGCUGGACCUAGGUUCUUCCCCAGUUCAAAGUAGCACAGCUCUGAAGACCCUGUCACCCAGCUCAGCUCGAGAGCCCGUCAGAGUGUGGUCUGGGCCCCCUGCCCUUGGCCCUGGAGUCUUCCCACAGAGCACCAUAUUACAGCAAAAUGAGGUGCCCUCCCUAAACCCUUUUGGUGAGGAAGACCUCUCCAGCCCCAUAGAGGAGGGCACUACCACUCCUCCUGCCACAGAGCCUUCCUUGGGCCCUUCAGCCCAGAUCCCAAAAGAGUACAAUCCUUUUGAUGAAGAAGAGGAGGAGGAGGUGGUGGCGGGGAAUCCCUUCACUAACCCAGAUGGCCCAGCACCCAACCCUUUCGACGAGGAAGAUGAACAUCCGCAACAGAGGCCCUUGAGCCCUCCUGUUCCUGGCAACCCCUUUGAGGAGCCCACCUGUACCAACCCCUUUGAGAUGGACAGUGACAGCGGGCCCGAGGGCGAGGAGCCCAUAGAGGAAGAGCUCCUCCUCCAGCAGAUCGAUAAUAUCAAGGCGUACAUCUUCGACGCCAAGCAGUGUGGCCGCCUGGAUGAGGUGGAGUUGCUGACGGAGAACCUGAGGGAGCUGAAGCGCACGCUGGCCAAGCAGAAGGCGGGCACUGACUGACCAGCAGGGUGGGCAGGGCACCUUUGGGCUCGGGGGUCUGGCGGGACCCAGUGGAGCAGGAGAGAGGGCUGGGGGUAUCAAUGGGAAAGAGGAAGGGUGAGAAUUCAGAUGCACAUGGGUUAGAGGAGGGAAUCUGCAAUUUUGUGCUGUGCACUUUGAGGUAAUUCCACUACAGUUAAAUAAUACAAUGGGAACUAGAACUGGAAGAAUCAGCAGUCAUUUGCUGAUUUUCCUUUUCUCUCUUUUUUUUUUUUUUCUCUUUCCCCCAUCUGGGGGCUUUCCCUUUUAGAAGGGACUUUACAUUUUCACUACCCAUAGCUAAAUGCUAAAUGCUAUUGGGCCUGGGGCAGAAAUGGCCACCAUGCACCUCUUGGGUCCAUUUUCUACUGCCUGGUCUUUGGUUAUUAUGCAGUAUUAUAGGGCAACCGUCUAUAGGGCCCUUCCUUUAGCUGCGAUGGACAAUAUGGCUGCCUUUAAACCUUAUUCUGCUCUGGCAGAAGUCUCUCCAUCAGGCUGUAGAUUCCCUUCACCUGGGGCUUCCUCUCCCUGGCUCGGCGACUCCUGCUUGUGCAGUGGCGUGGGGAGCUGUUGCUACGAAGGGAGUGGUUUAGACCCAGGUCUCCAGCACCUCUUCUUAAGAGCAGGACAGGGGGAUAAUGUUUCCACCACUAUCUGUUUCUUUCUCAGUUUUAAGUUCUUGUUUAUCUCUUGGAAGUUAAGCUCCCAGUGCAGGGAGAAUCUGAUCAUGAGCUUUUUGGAAAAUAACUUUUUGGUUAGUAGAGGCAGUAUUAUUUGGGGAAGGGUUGCUCUGAUGGAACUGAACUACUGAUGGGACAAUUGUCGUCGGUCCCCUGAGAAAGCUCCCUCCAAAAUUAUUCUGAUCCUGGCCUCUUGAAAGGGUCUAGUCUAUAAUUUAGGAACUGAUGUAUGGGAAUCUUUUGUGGAAAAUUGUUGGGAGAAGGGAAGGUUUUCCUGAGUCAGAAGAUAAAAUCAUUUUCAAGGGAAGUUGAUCAGCCUUCCUCCCUUUUGGUUCUUCCCCUCCUGACCUGGGGCACUGGUAAGAUAUUCUCUUACCAGUAUUUAGUAUUAAGAAACUGAGAUGUUUGAAAAGGCGCAACCCAGGAUAAUUCUAGUAGCAUGGCAGUACAUGAACUCUUCACCAAUUAAGGGCAAAAGGGAAAUUGUUACUUUAGUUUUGGUGCUUUGGUUUUCAGGAACAUAACCCUUAACUCCUGUUUGACAUCAUGAUAUCCAAGUGUACUCAGCUCUGGGUCGAGUUCCUGCAAUUAUGCUUGUUAUUAAUGAACAAUAACUGACACUAGUCACUUUAUACCCCUCAACUAACUCUGGGUUAUAUGCUCACUGGUUACUGGUGCAAGAGCUGAAAUUCAUUUUGUUACAUUUUGGUGAAGAGCCCUGUUGCUCUUGAGAAUGCCUGAAACCUCUUGGUGUAACAACAGUCUGCAUUUGUGUCGACACUAUUCAUGUUUCUUUAGCACCCACUGGAUCUUCUGGCUGAAUGAAAAGGUCCUGUAUAGAGGGGUGGUAAGGGGGGUUGGGGUGGGUACAGGGCGCACGGAGGAUCUGCUUGUAUUUGGGUUCUGUUCAUAAACAAGGGAACGUGAGUGGGUGACUAAUGUCAGUCCCAUGCCUCCCUGCUGGUUGUCCUGAGUUAUUCUGGGAAGCUGGCAGCCAGAGGCAGUCUGAGAUGUUGCAUGGGCAUGGGCCUCUUCUACCUGGAGGUCCCUGCCCUUCCUGCUGUUAUUCUGGAGUUCUUCAUGGCUGGCUGGCACACUCCUCCCUUUGCAGUCUGUCAUUUCUCUCUGAUGGAAGAGGAGGAGUUCUCUACACUGAAAAGAAGGUACUUCCAAAAGCUAAGUGCUGCUUUCCAUCGUAAUUUUAUGAGAACAUAAUUCUUUUAAUUAGCUGGUGAUUUCAGUUAAGACUAAUUCACUAAAUGUACCCCUUCUCCGAAAUCAACCCCAGGUAGCAAUCUCUAAGUAACUAAGAGCAUCAGGAAACACAUAUUGAAGAAAUAAUUUUUAAAACAGUAAAAAAAAAUAAUGAACUUCACUGAAUAUACUAAACCAAACAAAAAAAUCAGAUCUCUCUGAUUUGAUUGAAUUCCUCCAUGGCUGUAGUCUUCCAUGAAUUCUUCCAUGGCUAUAUCCUCCUGUUAACAUAGACAUGAUAUGAGUUAGACCUCUGUCUCUCUCUCAGCUGUACCAUUUCCCAGAAUUCAUGCAGGCACAAAGUUGUAUUUACAGAGAUGGGCUGAAGGCAGGGAAAAGUUGGUCUAUGAAUUACAACCACACCUUCAAGUUCUUACCUCAUGUGCAUAUUUCUCCCUACAGUCCUUCAAGGUAAACAGCUCCAGUUCAUCAGCAAAUGAGCAAGUUUUUGAUAUGGCUUUGGCAUUUCUCCCCAUACAUAGAUCACAUAUGAAAGAGACUUUGGGGAUUCAUGCAGCAAAUGAAGUUGGCUUUUCCCUUUUUCUGCCUUGUUUGUAUUGUUCCUUAAUAUAUUAAGGACACUUACUCAUUGUACUUGCAGCCCAAUGUGUCUUUGCUGUUCAGAUACUAAAAUGUACCUCUGAGUCAUCAUGAGCCAUGUGGUAGGUUGGAUAUUUGACAUAGUUAGGUGACAGGAUUCAGCAUGAGGCUGGUUUCUUUACCAGGUCACAGAGUGUGGUAGCAAAUUGUGCUAAUCAUUGACAACGGCUGUUUGAAGGUUGAUUUGCAUGCGCUACUCUGGGGCUUUGUAUUGGAAUCUUUUUUAAAAAAAUAAAAUAACAGAUGUUA